Molecule: messenger RNA, 1790 nt
Organism: Cucumis sativus (cucumber)
Lineage: Eukaryota; Viridiplantae; Streptophyta; Magnoliopsida; Cucurbitales; Cucurbitaceae
Product: DDB1- and CUL4-associated factor 8
Exons: 5
Coding region: 81-1523 (480 amino acids)
Cellular component (GO): Cul4-RING E3 ubiquitin ligase complex; cytoplasm
Molecular function (GO): protein binding
Source: RefSeq, a predicted model, not a curated record
UGCAUCCUUCCACUAGAAAUUUGUUUGUUUUGUUGGGGGAAAGAGACUAAAAUUCAUGUGGGAAAAUUUUAUCAUCACCGAUGAAUUCUUGUUACCGAGGAAUGAACUCUGACUUUGCUGAAAUUUGCAACAGACAAAUCGGUAUUGUUCCAUCAACAAACUUCUCUCGCAGAUUCAUUGCUUCAGAGAUUAUUGUAAAACAGUUGAAUCUUGAACACAAGUUAAAUGGUCACGAUGGCUGUGUAAACGCCGUCGAGUUUAACUCCACUGGCGAUCUUCUUGUGUCCGGUUCCGAUGACUGCAAAGUCAUACUCUGGGAUUGGGCAAGAAAUUCUAAGAGGUUUUCGUAUCCUUCUGGGCACCUCGACAACAUAUUCCAAACCAAAAUUAUGCCGUUCACUGAUGAUCAGAAAAUAGUAACUUCAGCUGCCGAUGGAAAGGUAAGACUUGGGCAAGUCUUGGGUGAUGGCAGAGUCAUUACCCAAAUGUUAGGGGAGCAUCAAGGCUCUGUUCAUGAACUUGCUGUGGAGCCUGGAAGCCCUCACAUAUUUUACAGCUGCGGCGAAGACGGUCUUGUGCAGCAUUUCGAUCUACGCAAUACUUCUGCAAGAAAACUUUUCUAUUGCACCGCAUUUGCCGAAAGGAGCAGGCAUCCUCCUAACAGUAUUGAACUGAAUGCCAUUGCUAUUGACCCAAGAAAUCCAAAUUUCUUUGCAUUGGGUGGUUCAGAUGAAUAUGCACGCUUGUAUGAUUUGAGGAAUUGCCGAGGUGAUGUUACAAGUUCGAAUAGAGUUGUUGAUACUUUCUGCCCACACCAUUUGACUCAAACUAACAAUUUCCACAUCACGGGAUUGGUUUUCUCAAAUUCCAGUGAGCUGCUAAUAACUUACAGUGACGAGCUUAUUUAUCUGUUUCAGAAGAAUAUGGGGCUAGGCCCCUCACCAUUGACUGUCUCAUCUGAGAAUUUGUUGCGGGAACUUAAACGGCCACAUGUUUUCUCUGGACACAGAAACUCAGCAACAGUUAAAGGGGUGAAUUUCUUUGGCCCUAAUGCAGAAUAUAUUGUGAGUGGCUCCGAUUGUGGUCAUAUAUAUAUUUGGAAGAAGAAGGGAGCUUUACUUGUGAAGUUAAUGUUGGGUGAUCAUGAUGUCGUAAAUCAUAUCGAGCCCCAUCCACACCUGCCUAUUCUUGCUACGUGUGGCAUUGAAAAUAAUGUAAAAAUUUGGACUCCCAUGGCUAGUGAUGUUCCUCCAUUGCCUGAUGACAUGGAACAAAUAAUGGAGUCCAAUAAGCAAGGAAGAGAAGAGCACUCACGAGUGACCCUUACUCCUGAUGUUAUCGUGCAUGUCCUGCGGCUGCAAAGAAGACAAACAUCUGCAUUUACGGAAAGACGAUACAACCCAGCCGAUAACAACAGUGAUGGAGAAAAUGAAUGGGAAGCUUAUAAUCAAGAAGCCCUAGAUGGCAGUGUUUCUUUUGAAGAUGAUUCCACAGAACAUGCUUCUGAGUGUAACAUCAGCUAGAAUUACGCAUUAAGUGUAAGCUCCUGGCCUCUUCAUUGCAAAUUUUGCAUUACUGCUCAUCAGACUCGUUUAGAGUGAUUUUGCUACCUCAUUAUGUUGUGUUUUUCUUUCUAUUAAGUUCCAGGGAUAGUUUCUAUUUGGAUCCUAAGUUUUCAGAUGCUACAUGUUUAGUUUUUAAAUUUUGAGUUUGCUUUCAAUUUAGUCUCUAAGUUUGGAAAGGUACAACUUUACUUUUGAAAUUUGAGUUUGGUUCAAUUUGGUUCUUAA